UGUAAAUGUUUAGCAGUGUAAACCGAGCGUUUAAAGCACGCGGAACUGAUCUUUGUUGAAAAAUAGUAUGAAUUAUUAUUUAACAUUGUAUAAUCUAUGAAACAUUGAGAAGCGACAGAGAACAUUAUGAAAGUUUGCUUAAAGACUAACAUACACAGAAUGGGGAUUAUCAAAGUCAUCAUCUUUGUACUUCUUGCCUGCUAUGAUGUAAUGGCAAUAACAUCAUACAACGUCACUGCAUGUCAUAAUUUGAGAAACGAUUGUGGAAUGCUAAAGCUAGACGAGUGUGCAGACAAUGAAAUCAUGUAUUUAUCAGAGAUGACAUAUGGCUUGAAGAAUCAGUCAUUUAUUGCAUCAUGCAGUCAAACAGAAGAAAGCUGUUUCAGAGAUGACGUCGGAUGCUGCCAUCACUCAGCAAGUGACUGCUUAAGCAAUUACACCGCCUACCAUGCAUAUGAGAUUAAAAGGCAGUGCUCAGGAAAUUCAAAGUGUCAAUUACGAGCAGCAGGAAACUUAGUUUCCUGCUCUGCUACGUCUCGUCGUUUGUCUACGUACUCAACAAUCUGGUACUCUUGUAUUAAAGAUGUGAUAAACUUUUGCGAAGGCAUCUACAACAUCACGAAAUCGGCUCACAUAAUUUUUGACAAGAAAACUCAAAGCCCGUUAUGCGGGCGUUCGAAUUGUUCAUGUGUUCUGUCAUCUACUGAGAACUUGGAGAUUACGUAUAUCGACAUAAGGAUGGCAAAGAGACACACUGACAUAGAAUUCUCAGACUGCUCUUCAGCAGUGUUGGUCAGCGAGCCAAAUGUAUAUCAGAAUAAACAAUGUAACACAUCGCUAGAGGAAGAUGCACACUUUGAAUAUAUGUUUAAAAAUAAAACUUCCGUUUCCACGUUGAGUAUAGAAUUAAGGGACCUUUACGCGAAUGACCCAGGCGAUUCACCGGAAUUUGUUUGGAUUUUGGUAGAAGCCGAUAAAAACGCAGACAUCACCGUUAGGUGUGUGAGCCCUACACCUACAACAUGUCAAAAUGGUACAACAGGCAGUACAACCAUCUCCGACAGUAGAACAACAAGUACAAGCACAUCUGAAAGGACGUCAAAAUCUACCCCAAUGAGUUCAACAACGAUUGAUACAACAUCAACCACGGAAAUAAUCACAGCCAAGUCGGAUGCUUCAUCCGGAGUUGCAGUUAUAUCUGGAGUAACUGCUUCGGUGGGCCUUUUGCUGAUAAUUACCGUGUUGGCAGUCUGUUUUAACAUAAUAAAAAGACGAAGAAAUCGUCAAUCCGAAACCCAACCCAAGAUUUCAAUUAACAGUGCGGCGGAAGAGCAUGAUUUCGAUAGGCUGGCAGAACACGAUUACGAUAACGCGCCAGAUGUGCGUGUAAUCCGUUUAGGUGAUGGGUAUAUAGAUUUCGCAGUGAGAGGACAUCCGGGUUCUCAAAACACGGCUAUAGCGUGGCCUUUAAAUAAUGUUAAACAGCGACCUAUCCUACCAAAAAGACCACAACUGUCAGAGCAAAAUUCGCGACACAAUUUACCAGAACCCAGGCCAUGCCGUAAUGUCCAUCAUCUUCGAGCUACAAAAAACGAUUAUGAUGGACACCAGCUGCAGCAAAGAGGUUCGCAGUCGCAAGUCAGAAAUCAAGAAGUUUUCGACUACAUAUAACCAAUAUCAGGGAUAUAGCCCCUGUCAGCGAACGAUCGUCGCAGAAUAAUUGAUCAAACUGGACACGGAAAUAGUUCGGACAUGUCUUCGGCCCAAUCCAAUGAAAAGGACUCGAUAGACGGGUCAAGCAAAUUGCUAGCGCGUAAGAAAUUUAAGAUAGAUGGGCAGGAUGCCCAUAGCAUUGUCAUAGACAUGCGUUUGGUCAUGAAUAAGUAAAUUAAAGGGGUGUAAAGAAAGAUCUAAAAACUAUUUUAAACCUAUCAAUAGUAAAGUCUUAUUUGGGUAAUAAUGUGAUCUAUAAUUAUGCGUUUUAAAGAAUAUUUCGGAACUGUUUUGUCUCAGUAAAUUUAUUUCGAAGGAAAGAAGAUUAACAUUUUAAAAAGAUUUUGUGUAUGUUCGUUAUACUAUUUUCCUUUGAAAGUAUGUCAUAAUAAUACAAUGCAACGUUACAAUUAUUUGGAUGUCGUAUUUAAUACGAGCGAAAUAUUAAAGGGGCCUUUUCACAGAUUUUGACAUGACUGUAUUGAAGUUUCUUCUCUGUGUUUGUUUGUUAUUAGCGUCAACAACUAUGGUAUUUAUAUAAACUGUGAAUAUAUGCCGAAUAUGUUCAUAUAAGUACGCGGAUAUGUGGUAUUGUGUAAACUAAAACUUAAACAUACAUGUAUUACUGAACUUAUUAAAUGUCUGUAUCGCUUUUAUCGGUCGAAUGCAAUUUAAAGAUACAGUAUGUCUUCAAAUGUAUUCGUAAUGUUUGCUUUCAUUUAAUGUGGAUUAAUGAAGUUUGCAAAACAGUUGGAAUCUAUGAUAUAAAUGUUGCUGUUUUAACUAAACAUCGAAUUUUAAGAAAUUGCAAAUUAAAUCGAAGCAAAAAGGUUAAGCAUAAAUUUUAUUUAAUUGAGUACCUAGAAUUUGAGAAGUUUAUUUUCAGAAAAAUUAAAAAAAAUCUAUGAAUGGGAAAAAAGCAGCAAUAUGUUUCCUAACCUCUUACACUUUAUCGUCGCUGUUCUUCGAAAACCGCGUAAGUAAGUUUUUACAAUUUUUCAAUAGGCAAAAAAAAAAAUAAAAAAAAUAAAAUAAUUUAGAUAGUCUAAAAAAGGAACCAAAUAUUAAAGAGAAAACUGCGUAAGUCCAUUUUUAAAAUUAAAAUGACAACUACAGGCUCUUUUAUUUUCAUAAAUAAAAAGUAUGCCCAUUUUAAUUAAGACUAUCUAAAUUAAUAUAUUUUAAAACUUUAAAAAAAUAUUUAAAAAAUGUUUUUGUGAAAAGUUGGAAAAAUUGACUUACGCAGUUAAUGCAAAAACAAUUAGUGCACCAAUGAGUGUUCAGGAUUUCCUUUCGUGCUCAUAACUAUGCCUUCCAUUUGGAUAUGAAAUCCAGUAUUUUCGCAGAAAAUGACCAGUGAACCCGCGGUUCUUAUAAAAACAAAUAACAUUUUGCGCCAAAUUUGACUUACGCGGUUUUCGUAGAACAGCGACGUUAUAAUCUUUGUUUUAUUUAUUUCAAUGUUGUGGUCAUGGUUUUCCGAAAUGCUGUAGGCAUUUCUGACUUAUCUAAUAAGCAAUACGAAUGCUAACAAGAUUUUUUCUUCUACAUUGUUUCUGGAGAGUCAUAAUUUAUAUUGUCCACAGUAAGUCUUUUAAAUGACAAAUAGAAAGCUAUUGAAAAUAAAUUGUUGCGUCAUGGACAUUGAAAACUGUUAGUUAAUAUAUUUCCGCUUCCUCACUUUUUUAACUGAAAUGUGUAUGCCAAGAGCAAUUGUAAACUAUUCGUUCAUUAAAUCGCCGCUGAGAACGUCAAAGUUAAAUGUACUUGUUUUAAAGAAUAACAUAUGAUCCUAAUGAUUAUUGCUUAAACAUUAUAGUUUGAAAAGUAAACAUAUUCCCAAUCAGGACAUUUACUUUGUUUAAGGUUUGUCUUUUAAAUAAUGUGUACGGCAAUGUUGUUUUGUCCUCUUAAAUAAGUAAGGCAGCAAACAGUAAUUUGCAUAACUGUGUGGUCUUAGCGCUUGUAAAACAGUUAAUCCCAAAGAAAGUUAGAGUAUUUAUUGACUACUGGUUAUACGACUAAUGAACUAAAAAUAUCAGAACAAACAAAGUAUUCUAUUUAUAUGCAUGCAGCAAUAUACAUGAACGUGCAAAGAUACAAUUUGCUUUACAAUAAAUAAGUAAUAAUGUGUAAUAUAAUUGAAAGACAAACAUAUUUUUCGUUUGAAUUGUGUUACAGUUUAUA
Molecule: messenger RNA, 3900 nt
Organism: Dreissena polymorpha
Lineage: Eukaryota; Metazoa; Mollusca; Bivalvia; Myida; Dreissenidae
Exons: 7
Coding region: 127-1671 (514 amino acids)
Source: RefSeq, a predicted model, not a curated record